Molecule: messenger RNA, 864 nt
Organism: Cydia amplana
Lineage: Eukaryota; Metazoa; Arthropoda; Insecta; Lepidoptera; Tortricidae
Gene: hh
Product: sonic hedgehog protein-like
Exons: 2
Coding region: 1-864 (287 amino acids)
Biological process (GO): cell-cell signaling; smoothened signaling pathway; cell fate specification
Molecular function (GO): patched binding; calcium ion binding
Source: RefSeq, a predicted model, not a curated record
AUGAGGUGGUUCGGAAUAUGGAGGCGAGGCGGUAGCGGGCGCGGGCGCUCUCGGCGGUUGGCGAAUCGCUCGGUUCGGUGGUGCGAGCGGCGCAAGGGAUGCAGGGCCGGACCGGGCGCCGCCGCCGCGGUGGUGGCCAGCGGCGGCCGGGCGCUCCUCAGUGUCGCUCAGUUCGCGGCGCGCGGUGGUCGUGCGGCGAGCGCGCGUGAUGUCUACGAGAUGAGGCUGGCUCUGGUGUUACUGUGGCUGGGCGCGGCGGCCGCCUGCGGCCCGGGCCGAGGCUUCACCAACCGCCCGGGGCCGCGGCACCGUCUCUACCCCCUCGUCUUCCGUCAGCACGUGCCCAACAUCAGCGAGGAGAACGGCCGCGCCAGCGGCCCCCCCGAGGGUCGCAUCAUCAGAGACGAUGAAAAGUUCAAAGACUUAGUGCCUAAUUAUAAUCCGGACAUCGAUUUCAAGGAUGACGAGGGUACGGGCGCAGAUCGCCUCAUGACCCAGAGAUGCAAAGAGAAGCUAAACACGCUCGCGAUCAGCGUGAUGAACCAAUGGCCGGGCGUCCGUCUGCGUGUCAUCGAGGGCUGGGACGAGGAGGGUUCCCACUGGGAGCACUCGCUCCACUACGAGGGGCGGGCGGUGGACGUGACGACGAGCGACCGCGACCGCAGCAAGUACGGCAUGCUGGCGCGGCUGGCGUACGAGGCCGGCUUCGACUGGGUGUUCUACGAGAGCCGGUCGUACAUACACUGCUCGGUUCGGACAGGUGCGUGCCAUGUAGAUACUAAGAUUACUAAGCUAGACUACAGAAUAGAGGGAGCUCACACUGGGAGCACUCGCUCCACUACGAGGGGCGGGCGGUGGACGUGA